AAAUAUAUCAAAGUAUAUUUGGUAACACGUCCUCGACCGUUUUUCCGUUUCCCUCUCCCUCUCUCUCUCUCAGAUUCAUUUCUGUGAUCAAGUGCUAACACAGAUCCGAUCCCAAUUUCUCAACAUUCACUGCCAUUUUACGCACCUCCAAACAUGGCGACGAUGGAAAGCUUAAUCGGCUUAGUCAACAGAAUUCAAAGAGCAUGCACUGUGUUGGGCGAUCACGGUGGCGAAGGCAUGUCUCUCUGGGAAGCCCUUCCGUCCGUCGCCGUCGUCGGCGGCCAGAGUUCGGGAAAAUCAUCGGUCCUCGAGAGCGUCGUCGGGAGAGAUUUUCUGCCUCGUGGAUCCGGCAUUGUGACGAGGAGGCCAUUGGUAUUACAACUCCAUAAAACGGAAGGAGGGACAGAGUACGCAGAGUUUCUACAUGCACCAAGGAAGAAAUUUGCUGACUUUGCUGCUGUUCGGAAAGAGAUAGCAGAUGAGACAGAUCGCAUAACAGGGCAGACCAAACAAAUUUCCAAUGUUCCUAUCCACUUGAGCAUUUAUUCACCUAAUGUCGUAAAUUUAACCCUCAUUGAUCUUCCGGGAUUGACAAAGGUAGCUGUAGAGGGACAGCCAGAGACUAUCGUUCAAGAUAUAGAAAUGAUGGUGCGUUCUUAUGUUGAGAAGCCAAAUUGCAUUAUUUUGGCUAUCUCUCCUGCUAAUCAAGAUAUUGCAACUUCCGAUGCUAUAAAGCUUGCAAGAGAAGUUGAUGCAACAGGUGAACGGACAUUUGGAGUGUUGACUAAACUUGAUUUGAUGGAUAAAGGAACCAAUGCACUUGAUGUACUUGAAGGUAGAUCGUACAGGCUAGUGUAUCCCUGGGUGGGCAUAGUGAACCGUUCACAAGCUGAUAUCAACAAGAACGUUGACAUGAUAGCUGCCCGUCAGAAGGAAAGGGAAUAUUUUGAGUCCAGCCCAGAGUAUGGACAUUUGAGUCACAAAAUGGGUGCAGAGUAUCUCGCAAAACUUUUGUCUCAGCACCUGGAGAAGGUCAUUAGGCAGCGCAUUCCCAGCAUUAUUGCCCUCAUAAAUAAGACAAUUGAUGAGCUGAAUGCUGAAUUGGACCGAAUAGGCAGGCCCGUUGGGGUAGAUGGAGGGGCGCAGCUCUACACGAUUCUUGAAAUGUGCCGUGCUUUUGAUCGAAUUUUCAAGGAACAUCUUGAUGGAGGGAGACCAGGUGGAGAUAAGAUAUACGGGGUUUUUGAUCAUCAACUACCAGCUGCUCUUAAGAAACUUCCAUUUGAUCGACAUCUCUCUCAAAGUAAUGUUAGGAAAGUCAUUUCAGAAGCAGAUGGGUAUCAGCCUCACUUGAUUGCUCCCGAGCAAGGAUACAGGAGGCUAAUUGAGGGAUCACUUGGCUAUUUUAAAGGACCAGCUGAUGCUUCAGUUGAUGCGGUGCAUUUCAUUCUGAAAGAACUAGUGAGAAAGUCUAUUUCUGAAACAGAGGAACUGAAACGAUUCCCGUCACUCCAAUCUGAUAUAGCAGCAGCUGCAAAUGAUGCACUGGAGAGAUUUCGUGAUGAAAGUCGUAGGACAGUUUCACGACUGGUGGAAAUGGAGUCAUCAUAUCUGACAGUAGAGUUUUUCAGGAAGCUAAACACAGAACCAGAGAAAGGCAAUAAUUCAUCGUCGGGUCCAAAUGCAGAACGCUACACUGACAAUCAUUUACGGAGAAUCGGUACAAAUGUGUCUGCUUAUGUUAAUAUGGUAUGCGAUACCAUGAGGAAUACUCUUCCAAAGGCCGUCGUUCAUUGUCAAGUUCGAGAGGCAAAAAGAUCACUGCUGAAUGAAUUCUAUGCUCAAAUUGGAAGGAAGGAGAAGGAGCAACUGGGUAGAAUGUUGGAUGAAGAUCCAUCACUAAUGGCAAAAAGGGAAUCCAUAGCCAAGAGGCUUCAACUAUACAAGGCAGCACGUGAUGAAAUUGACUCAGUUGCAUGGAAGUGAUGAACAUAACAUCCCAUCUCUCAUAUAUCAAUUCUUCAACGUGCGCAAAAGCCUUCAUUCAUCACUCAGCUUUGUAAUAUCACUUUUGUAUUGUCAAGUUUAUGAAAUGAGAAGAGACCCAAAUAUCACCAA
Molecule: messenger RNA, 2118 nt
Organism: Salvia miltiorrhiza (redroot sage)
Lineage: Eukaryota; Viridiplantae; Streptophyta; Magnoliopsida; Lamiales; Lamiaceae
Product: phragmoplastin DRP1C
Exons: 16
Coding region: 154-1986 (610 amino acids)
Cellular component (GO): membrane; cytoplasm; microtubule
Molecular function (GO): microtubule binding; GTPase activity; GTP binding
Source: RefSeq, a predicted model, not a curated record